Messenger RNA from Megachile rotundata (alfalfa leafcutting bee), 3276 nucleotides. It is a transcript of the gene Clbn, whose product is annotated as Nuclear export mediator factor NEMF homolog Clbn. Gene Ontology annotation, biological process: ribosome-associated ubiquitin-dependent protein catabolic process; rescue of stalled cytosolic ribosome. The record is from RefSeq and is a predicted model, not a curated record. Gene Ontology annotation, molecular function: ribosomal large subunit binding; tRNA binding. Gene Ontology annotation, cellular component: RQC complex. Lineage: Eukaryota; Metazoa; Arthropoda; Insecta; Hymenoptera; Megachilidae.
AGUUAAGAUAUCAAUAAUUUCAAUUAAGAUUCAAUUAUAAAUAAAGAAUUUUUUUUAUACUUUUAUUGAAUACUAAAUGUAAUAUAUGAUGUAUGUAUACAUGUACUGCGAUUGAAAUAUGUAGAUGUCAGACGAUGUGAGUCGCGCUGCGCAGCGUGAAUGCAAUGUGUUACCUGUGUACGAUAAAACUAACUUUUCAAUAAUUCAAGUUUUAAACAUUAUUAAAUAACACAUUCACAAUCAUGAAGACCCGAUUUAAUUCUUACGAUAUCGUUUGCACGAUAACUGAAUUGCAAAAGCUAAUUGGUAUGCGUGUAAAUCAAAUUUAUGACAUUGAUCAUCGAACAUAUCUCAUACGUCUUCAAAGAAGCGAAGAAAAAUCUGUUCUUUUACUAGAAUCUGGUAAUAGAAUUCAUACGACGGUAUUUGAAUGGCCAAAAAAUGUAGCACCAUCAGGAUUUUCUAUGAAAAUGCGUAAACAUCUUAAAAAUAAGCGGCUUGAAAGCCUUACUCAAGUAGGAGUAGAUCGAAUAAUAGAUUUGCAGUUUGGAAGUGGCGAGGCAGCAUAUCACGUAAUUUUAGAACUGUAUGAUCGUGGUAAUAUAGUUUUGACAGAUCAUGAAAUGACUAUACUAAAUAUUUUAAGACCUCACACAGAGGGAGAUAAAAUCAGGUUUGCUGUUAAGCAGAAAUAUCCUAUGGAUCGAGCUCAUCAAAAUACAAUGCCUCCCAUAGAAGAAAUUCAAAAUCAUCUUCAGAAUGCUAAAGCAGGAGAAAGUCUUAAAAAAAUAUUAAAUCCACUUCUAGAAUUUGGUUCAGCGGUGAUUGAUCAUGUUUUAUUGAAACAUGGAUUUUCACUUGGGUGCAAAAUUGGCAAAGAUUUUAACAUUGUAGAACAUAUGCCAAAUUUAAUUUCGGCAUUACAAUGUGCAGAUGAAAUGAUGGAAACUGCUAAGAAAAAUGUGUCUAAAGGAUAUAUUAUACAAAAAAAAGAAGUAAAACCAGUGGUAGAUGGUACAGAAGAGUUCAUAUAUACCAAUAUAGAAUUUCAUCCUUACUUGUUUGAACAAUAUAAAGAUUAUCCAUUCAAAGAAUUUGAUUCUUUUGAUGCUAGUGUGGAUGAAUACUUUUCUACAAUGGAAGGUCAAAAAUUAGAUAUGAAAGUCUUGCAACAGGAACGUGAAGCUCUUAAGAAAUUGGACAAUGUAAAGAAAGAUCAUGACCAGAGAUUAAUUACAUUAGAGAAAACUCAAGAAUUAGAUAAACAGAAAGCAGAAUUAAUUUCUAGAAACCAAAUGUUAGUGGAUAAUGCAAUAUUAGCUAUACAAAGUGCCCUUGCAAAUCAAAUGGCUUGGCCUGAUAUAAAAAUUCUUUUGAAAGAAGCAGAGAGCAGAGGAGAUCCUGUUGCAUCUGCAAUUAAGCAACUGAAAUUGGAUACGAAUCAUAUUUCUCUAUUGUUACAUGACCCUUAUGAAGAAAGUGAUGAAGAAUCAGAGUUGAAACCUAUGUUGAUUGAUAUUGAUUUAGCCCACACAGCUUUUGGAAAUGCUAGAAAAUAUUAUAAUCAAAAGAGAUCAGCAGCUAAAAAACAACAAAAAACAAUAGAAUCACAAGAUAAAGCUUUGAAAUCAGCAGAAAAGAAAACAAAACAAACGUUAAAAGAAGUACAAGCUAUUCACAGUAUCAAUAAAUUAAGAAAGAUAUAUUGGUUUGAAAAAUUUUAUUGGUUUAUUAGCUCUGAAAAUUAUCUUGUAAUUGGUGGAAGAGAUCAGCAACAGAACGAAUUAAUUGUAAAAAGAUAUUUGAAGUCUGGAGAUAUAUAUGUCCAUGCUGAUUUAACUGGUGCUAGUUCUGUAGUAAUUAAAAAUCCAGGUGGUGGGCCUGUGCCUCCAAAAACUUUAGCUGAAGCAGGCACGAUGGCUGUCGCUUACAGUAUUGCAUGGGAUGCUAAAGUAGUAGCAGGAGCAUGGUGGGUAAAUAACGAUCAAGUGUCCAAAACGGCUCCAACUGGUGAAUACCUAACUACUGGGUCAUUUAUGAUCCGUGGAAAAAAGAAUUAUUUGUCACCAUGUCAAUUAGUUAUGGGAUUAGGAUUUUUGUUCCGAUUAGAGGAAAGUUCGAUUGAAAGGCACAAGGAUGAAAGAAGAAUUAGAGUUAUAGACGAUGAAAGUGAAGCUACUGAAUCGAUAGUCGAAGACGAUCGAGAAAUCGAACUAAUAGGAGAUUCCGAUGAAGAUGAACAGCCCGAAAAGAAAGUUAAUCUAAAUCCUAUUCAGGAAGAAUCUAAAACAGAAUUGAUUAUGGAAGAGAAUGACGUUAAUCAGGCUUCUAGCGAUGAAGAUGAUAACGUAUCUCAAUUUCCUAAUACACAAAUUAAAAUUGAUGUUUCUGGCUCAAAAGUAAAAUUACACAUUGACAAUAAUCAAACGUCAACCGUAAUGCAAAAAGAUUUAGAGAGUGUGGUUUACUUAGGAGAUGAUAAACCUGUGAUAAUAAAUACUACAGCUAAGGAAAAAAGUUCUAAACAAAAACCUUCGAAAAAAGAGAAUAAAGAAGAAAAGACUGAAACAGAAACUAAAAAAGAUGGUCAAGUAGUAUUAAAACGGGGACAAAAGGGAAGAUUAAAAAAGAUGAAAGAGAAGUACAAAGAUCAAGAUGAAGAAGAUAGAAGAUUAUUUAUGCAGGUUCUACAAUCAGCAGGUGCUGCUAAAGAAGAUAAGAAAAAAAAUAGAAAUAAAGAUCCAUCUGGACCAAAGCAACAAACGAAGAAAAAGGGUACAGGAAAACCAGCUCAACCACAGAAUACUCAAAUUGUAGAUAAUAUUGAAGAAGAAGAUACAGGCCCAGGUCCUGAAGUAGAUAUGUUGGAUCAGUUAACAGGAAAACCUGUUGCAGAAGAUGAAUUGUUAUUUGCAGUACCAGUAGUAGCACCUUAUAAUACAUUAUUGAAUUAUAAAUUCAAAGUAAAGCUAACACCAGGAACAGGUAAAAGAGGGAAAGCAGCGAAAACGGCAGUGGCAGUAUUUAUGAAAGAUAAAGAAAUUACUUCAAGAGAGAAAGACUUGCUAAAAGCUGUGAAAGAUGAACUAGUAGCUAGAAAUAUUCCUGGAAAAGUUAAGAUAAGUGCUCCACAAAUACAAAAACUAAAGAAAUAAAUAGCUGAAGUGCAACUUCCAAGCAUUGUUAUAAAAACGUAUUUAUAUGUAUAUAGUCAUUUACUUAUACACAAGUUAUAUAUGAAUACAAAUCUUUAUAAUAAUAGUUUAACAAUUUGAA